Molecule: messenger RNA, 3257 nt
Organism: Equus caballus (horse)
Lineage: Eukaryota; Metazoa; Chordata; Mammalia; Perissodactyla; Equidae
Source: RefSeq, a predicted model, not a curated record
CGGGAAGACGAGGAGAAGCUGGGAGUGACGCCUCUGAGCCGCGGAGGAUUGUGGGAGGAGGUUGUCUCCAAUUUCUCCUCCGCCUCUCCCCCUCCCGGCCAAGAUGUCUGACAUGGAGGAUGAUUUCAUGUGCGAUGAUGAGGAGGACUACGACCUGGAAUACUCUGAAGAUAGUAACUCCGAGCCAAAUGUGGAUUUGGAAAAUCAGUACUAUAAUUCCAAAGCGUUAAAAGAAGAUGACCCAAAAGCAGCAUUAAGCAGUUUCCAAAAGGUUUUGGAGCUUGAAGGUGAAAAAGGAGAAUGGGGAUUUAAAGCACUGAAACAAAUGAUUAAGAUUAACUUCAAAUUGACAAACUUUCCAGAAAUGAUGAACAGAUAUAAACAACUAUUGACCUAUAUUCGGAGUGCAGUCACAAGAAAUUAUUCUGAAAAAUCCAUUAAUUCUAUUCUUGAUUAUAUCUCUACUUCUAAACAGAAUUCUGAUUUUUUAUGUCAGAUGGAUUUACUGCAGGAAUUCUAUGAAACAACACUGGAAGCUUUGAAAGAUGCUAAGAAUGAUAGACUGUGGUUUAAGACAAACACAAAGCUUGGGAAAUUAUAUUUAGAACGAGAAGAGUAUGGAAAGCUUCAAAAAAUUUUACGCCAGUUGCAUCAGUCCUGCCAGACUGAUGAUGGAGAAGAUGACCUAAAAAAAGGUACACAGUUAUUAGAAAUAUAUGCUUUGGAAAUUCAAAUGUACACGGCACAGAAAAAUAACAAAAAACUUAAAGCACUGUAUGAACAGUCACUUCACAUCAAGUCUGCCAUCCCUCAUCCACUGAUCAUGGGAGUCAUCAGAGAAUGUGGUGGUAAAAUGCACUUGAGAGAAGGUGAAUUUGAAAAGGCACACACUGAUUUUUUUGAAGCUUUCAAGAAUUAUGAUGAAUCUGGAAGUCCAAGACGAACCACUUGCUUGAAAUAUUUGGUCUUAGCAAAUAUGCUAAUGAAAUCGGGAAUAAAUCCAUUUGACUCACAGGAGGCCAAACCGUACAAAAAUGAUCCAGAAAUUCUAGCAAUGACGAAUUUAGUAAGUGCCUAUCAGAAUAAUGACAUCACUGAAUUUGAAAAGAUUCUGAAAACAAAUCACAGCAACAUCAUGGAUGAUCCUUUCAUAAGGGAACACAUCGAAGAGCUUUUGCGAAACAUCAGAACACAAGUGCUCAUAAAGUUAAUUAAGCCUUAUACAAGAAUACAUAUUCCUUUUAUUUCUAAGGAGUUAAACAUAGAUGUAGCUGAUGUGGAGAGCUUGCUGGUGCAGUGCAUAUUGGAUAACACUAUUCAUGGCCGAAUUGAUCAAGUCAACCAACUCCUUGAACUGGAUCAUCAGAAGAGAGGUGGUGCCCGAUAUACUGCACUAGAUAAAUGGACCAACCAACUAAAUUCUCUCAACCAGGCUGUAGUCAGUAAACUGGCUUAACAGAGAAUAAGCUUUUACAGACGUACUUAAGGCAACAGUGCAGAGAUGUAAUCCUUAAAAGAACUGGGAAUGGCAAAACUACUGUCGGUUGAUGUGUCCUGAAAAUUAUUGGAGUUAUGGCAGAAGUGCUUUUUUUGAUCAACUGGUUUGUGUUUUGCUGCUGCAUUUAUCCCAAGAAAAACAGCUUUAAUCUCCAGAAGAAAACCAAAAUGCCAUGGGAUUUAUGCUGUAUUGACAUCUUGCCCUAAACAUACAACAUCGUAGUAAUUUGUCAUGGGCAACAUGACCAGAGAGAAGAUUUUUGUCAUGAUUUUAAAUACACUGACACGCUACUGUUGGUUAAAUUUAAACAUGUUUUACCUGCAGAAAUUCUCUCACAAAUAACCUGCAAUAACUUGAAAUGCAUACCCUUUUGAACACUUCCUUUUCUCAUGUAUAAAUUAAAAUGUUUGCUGCAUUUUGCAAAAUGUCAAUUCUUCAAAAAUGUGUCCGUAUAUUUCUGUACCUGCAGUGUAGUAAAGGUUUAGAUGAAACCCCAUAAUUAUGGUGGCAUACUGUCACUUAGGUUUCAAGCAGCAAAAUAAACAGUGCAGCUCAGAAAUUGUAGUUUGGUUCUUGAUGUGUUUUUAUUACAUUUGGGGUUUUUGUUUUUCUUUUUAGUACCUUAGAAAUUUCAAAUUAUGUUAUCUUCAGUUAAUGAUUUUAAAAAGCCUGGGAGCAAAUAAGUUGGUUAUUUGCUUUCGAGUUUUUAAAAUAAGUCUUUAUUGAUAAAGUAAGUAGAAUUAGUUUCUAACAGAACACUUGCAUUGUACUUACUUUGACAGUAAUGCUUUAAAGGAAUAAAUUUUUUUUAAGAAUGAUAUUCCUUUGUAAAAAAGAAUAAAUACUAACUCUCAGAAUGUUCACUUUAAACAAAUAUGCCAGAACAUAGACAGCUAAAUGAAUGUUACCGUACGUAGUGAUCAUGCUGGAAAUUUAUUUCCUAAUUCCAGCAGUCUACCAUUGCUCAAAACCUCUUGGGCUUUGCUCUUUUAGAAUUGCAUUCAGAGCUAAUUUAUGUCACACUAUUAACUUUAUGAUUACAUGUUGUUGAAAAAAGAUGUAUUACCAAGCUGGACUGUUUUACAGUUACCAUUAUUUGGCACCAAAUGACUUUUGACAGUUUCCAAAAAUGAAAUCAAUCUUUGAAGUAAUAGUAGAAAGUAUGCAACUGGCUUUGGAGGCGAUCCCAAGAGUUUUAAAGGUAUUCUGAGCAGUGGUAGUAGCAUAGUUAGAAGAAUGAACUGUGGCCUCCCAAGGUGACUACCUUAAAGGAGAUGCAGCUCAUUUGAAUGUAUUGAGUUUUGGAUGUAUUUGUUUCAUUUAAAAACAAAAAGUUUCACAUUAUUUUAUAGUGUCAAAAGGAAGAACUAAGAUUAAGAUAAUUUCUUUGAUUUUUCUAUUGCUUGUUAUUGUGUAAAAAGAAGUGCGUGGCAGUUCAGAAGAAAGACUGUUUUAACUGAAGAAUGACAACCAAGAAUUUUUGAUCAUUAAAUCAGAUUUUAUAAACAGUGGAAGGAGCAUGGACUUAAAACAAGGCAUGCUUAUUCGGUUUUGUCAAAAUUUUACGAAAAUAUGUGAUAUAUAUUUAUACUAAAACUAUAUAAUCCUUAGAUUUAGGAGAGCAAUCAGCUAAUGUCUUUAGCAGAUUAAAGCAGUAUUAAAUACAGGUACAAGUUGGAAAUUGUAGAAAACUGAAAGAAAACGAAAGACAAAAUUAAUGUCUCUGGUAGGGAAUAAAAAAGUUUAAGAUAUUAUAAAA